Schizosaccharomyces japonicus yFS275 is the source of this 575-nucleotide messenger RNA. Its product is annotated as 40S ribosomal protein S23. Gene Ontology annotation, biological process: translation. Gene Ontology annotation, molecular function: structural constituent of ribosome. The transcript is spliced from 2 exons. Gene Ontology annotation, cellular component: small ribosomal subunit; nucleolus; ribosome. Bases 102 to 533 code for a protein of 143 amino acids. The record is from RefSeq and is a predicted model, not a curated record. Lineage: Eukaryota; Fungi; Ascomycota; Schizosaccharomycetes; Schizosaccharomycetales; Schizosaccharomycetaceae.
CACCAUAACCUAAAUUAUAGGGUAGGGUUAGUGACUGGUAAAUGUGUAUACACCAACACAGACACGAAACUGCUUGACAGCUGCCACGCCGUCUACGAAAAAUGGGAAAACCCGCUGGUCUUAACGCUGCUCGCAAGCUUCGCAACCACCGCCGUGAGGAGCGCUGGGCUGAUGCUCACUACAAGAAGCGCCUUCUCGGUACUGCUUACAAGUCUUCUCCCUUCGGUGGUUCCUCUCACGCCAAGGGUAUUGUCGUUGAGAAGAUUGGUGUCGAGGCCAAGCAACCCAACUCUGCCAUUCGUAAGUGUGUCCGUGUUCAAUUGAUCAAGAACGGCAAGAAGGUUACUGCUUUCGUCCCCAAUGACGGUUGUUUGAACUUUGUCGACGAGAACGACGAGGUCCUCCUUUCUGGUUUCGGUCGUAAGGGCAAGGCUAAGGGUGAUAUCCCUGGUGUCCGUUUCAAGGUCGUCAAGGUCGCCGGUGUCGGUUUGUCCGCCCUCUUCCACGAGAAGAAGGAGAAGCCCAGAUCGUAGACAAUCUAUUUUGUCGCAAGUGAAUGUUUUACAUGGGGGGAA